AUGGCCAACUUCAUCGGCGCCAAAGCCGCAGAUUACACGGCCACAGGGACUUGGCGAACAGCCCUUCUUCCAGAGACUCGGCUUCCGAUCAUCGACCAUGAGGAUAUCGCAAGGAUUGCGGUUGAAGCCUUCAAGGAGCCAGAAACAUUCAAAGACGCCGACAUCACGCUUUUCUCGAAGAUGAGAACCCCGGCGAAGUGGCUGGGAUGCUGGGCAGGGUCACGGUGA
Messenger RNA from Diaporthe amygdali, 228 nucleotides. RefSeq lists its product as uncharacterized. The transcript has a single exon. The record is from RefSeq and is a predicted model, not a curated record. The coding region runs from base 1 to 228 and encodes 75 amino acids. Lineage: Eukaryota; Fungi; Ascomycota; Sordariomycetes; Diaporthales; Diaporthaceae.